Molecule: messenger RNA, 4065 nt
Organism: Colletotrichum truncatum
Lineage: Eukaryota; Fungi; Ascomycota; Sordariomycetes; Glomerellales; Glomerellaceae
Product: kinesin related protein 2
Biological process (GO): microtubule-based movement; initial mitotic spindle pole body separation; mitotic spindle assembly
Cellular component (GO): mitotic spindle; nucleus; spindle microtubule
Molecular function (GO): plus-end-directed microtubule motor activity; microtubule binding; ATP binding
Source: RefSeq, a predicted model, not a curated record
AUGGAAAAAAUACAAAUACGGGACGCAGGCGUCUCCGAAGACGACGCAGCGUUCAUCGUAGAAGCAUUCGACUCAACACUGCCGCACCUCACGGCAAUCGGCAGCAGCGGGAUGUGGGGUUUGACGCCCUUUUCACAAAAGGACGGAUUCACAGAAGAAACUAUCAAGGACGUCCGAGACUCAUGCACGCACCGGCUGACAGGCGAAGGAGAGGCUCUACGCAUCUUCAUCGCUGAAGUCGAAGUCAGCAGGUCGGAUGAUGAGACCCCGCACGCCGGUCUCCGCUUCCGUACCGAUGAUAACGGCACGCGGUACCUCUCCGUCGGGGCCGCGUUCGUCCGUGAGAAUUGGGUGCCUGGUCACCUCGAGGCACAGUUUCAUGUGGAUGGCAUCCGGGCUGAGUUGGAGGGGAGGGAGGACUUUGUGUUUCUGGAUGUGCUUGUCACGGAUUACCGGGCGGGUGAGCUCCGGAAGGGUGCCGGGGAGGUGUUGAUGAAGAAGGCGGGGGAGUUUGGGGUUGAGAGGGGGAAGAAGGUGCUUUAUCUUGAUGCUUGGAGCGGCAAUGAGAGGAAGCUGGUCAGCUCCAAACGGGAGCUGACGAGGACGACCUCGUCGAACCUCCGCACCGGUGCCGCUGGUCGCACAAGCUUGCGCCCAACGACAACCCGCACCUCUAACUUGCGAUACCAAAGUGGCCCUCCGAGAGUCGAGAGAAGCCGCGCGACCUCGCCUGCCGAGUCUGUCGCCUCCGUCGCCACGACCGCAACGAAACGUAAGGAGCGCGACUACGAGUACGAGGCCCCUGGCGGCGAGACCAACAUCAGUGUCGUCGUGAGAUGCAGAGGCCGCAAUGAGCGCGAGGUUCGCGAAAACAGUGCCCAGGUCGUCCGCGCGGACGGCGCCAAGGGAGAGAACAUCGAGCUGUCGCUCGGCCCUAAUGCCCUCAGCAACAAGACUUACAACUUUGAUCGCGUCUUUUCUGCCGCGGCUGACCAGACCAUGGUCUUUGACGAUGUCGUCAAGCCCAUUCUCGAGGAGAUGCUCGCCGGUUUCAACUGCACCAUUUUCGCUUAUGGCCAGACCGGCACCGGCAAGACUUACACCAUGUCCGGUGACAUGACUGAGACUCUGGGUCUACUGUCCGACGGUGCCGGUAUCAUUCCGAGAGUUCUCCACGCGUUGUUCAACAAACUCGAAGUCGACGAUACCGAAAGCUGCGUCAAGUGCUCCUUCAUCGAGCUUUACAAUGAAGAAUUGCGCGAUCUGAUCUCUAUCGAGGAAGGUCACAAGCUAAAGAUCUACGAUGACACUUCAAGGAGAGGACAUGCAACCACCGUCGUCCAGGGUAUGGAGGAGAGACACAUCAAGACUGCCACCGAGGGCAUCAAGGUUCUUCAGGAUGGAAGCUUGAAGCGCCAAGUCGCGGCGACCAAGUGCAACGAUCUUAGCAGUCGAAGUCACACGGUCUUUACCAUUACCGCAUACGUCCGCAAGAGGGGCGAGGACGGCGAGGAGGACUACGUCAGCGCUGGCAAGUUGAACCUGGUUGAUUUGGCUGGCAGCGAAAACAUCCAGCGAUCCGGCGCCGAGAACAAGCGGGCCGCCGAGGCAGGCUUGAUCAACAAGAGUCUUUUGACCCUCGGCCGAGUCAUCAACGCCUUGGUGGACAAGAGCCAGCACAUUCCCUACAGAGAGUCCAAGCUCACGCGACUUCUCCAAGACUCCCUCGGUGGACGCACCAAGACAUGCAUCAUUGCAACGAUUUCUCCCGCAAAGAGCAACCUGGAGGAAACCAUUUCCACACUCGACUAUGCUUUCCGCGCCAAGAACAUCCGCAACAAGCCUCAACUCAAUGCUAUGAUCAACAAGAAGAUGCUGCUUAGGGAUUUCGCUACCGAGAUCGAGAGGCUGAAGAGCGAGUUGAUUACCACUCGGCUGCGCAACGGUGUCUACCUCUCGAACGAGUCGUACGAAGAGAUGACGGCACAGAGCGAAUCGCGACGCAUCGUCAUGGAGGAGCAAGCGGCGAAGAUGGAAACCCUCGAAAACAACCUCAAGAACAAGGUUCAGGAGCUCUUCGCUCUGACCUCCAGCUUCAUGGGGUUGAAGAAGGACCACGAAGGCACCAAGGCUGAGCUUGAUGAGACACAGGGUGUCCUCGACCAGACUGAGCUUGUCCUCGCGGCUACUCGCAAGAGCCUCGCCGAGGAGACGCACCUUCGCAAAGCCCACCAAGAAACCGAGGAGAAGUUGGUCGAGGUCGGCGGCGAGCUAAUUGCCACUCUGCAAAAGACUGUGAACGACGUUGACGGUCUUCGGGCCAAGAACAAGCGCAAGUCGGAUCUACAGUCCAUCAACCGCAGCGCCUGGGGUACCGCCCAGGCCGAGGUCGCCGAGGUGACGACUUUGGUGGAACAAAGAGUACAGAGCUUCCAGGACAGGCAGCGGGACAACAUCUCGGGUAUUUCUGAGCGCAUGAACACUUUCGUCAGCGAGGAACUGAAGAAGCUGUCCGACACCCAGAAGUUCCUUGACGAGCAGUUGGAGUCGUUUGCUGAGUCGAAGAAAGAGCUCCUGGAGCAAAAGGAGAAGUCCAAGGAUGAGAUGGAUGACGUUCUUGAGGAGAUCAAGGUCGUCCGCGACACUGUCAAGCAGCAAGUUGGAGAAAGCCUCCAAGCGAUCGCCGGUGCUGCGGAGCGCAUUGCCGCUGACGUUCUCAGCGAGCUUGACACGUUCCACAACCAGCUCCAUACUUCGUACAGCUCUUUGGGCAAGGAGUUCAAGGGCAUUUUCGAGGAGCUCAUGAACCACAUUACCGAACAGCGAAGCGAGUCUGAUAGACUCAGGCAACAGCUCCAAAGCGCGACCGACACCAUUGUCGAGCAGAAUGCCAACAUCUCUGCUCAGAUGCAACAAGUGUUGGAAGAGGAGCGGGAGCAAGCCGCACAGGAUCGACAGAACCUGUUGGCUCAAAUCACUACGCUCAUCACCGCCCAGGCCCAGACUCAGGAGACGCGUCUUGCCGAUAAGGCUGCCCAGCUCCAGAAGAGCGUCCAGGAUUCGAAUGUUUCCCUGCAAGGCAGCGUGGCUCAAUAUGCCGAGGACAUGGAUGCCUGGGACUCGAAGGAGGGCCAGUUGCUGGAGGGCGUUGCCAAGUCUCGUGACACGAUGAAGAACAAGCUGAAGGAUGACUGGAACACUGCCAACGAGCACAGCACCGCCAUCCAGGCAACCACAAAGUCUGUUCACGCUGAGACCGUCCGCGUUGUCGAUGAGCAGCUCAAGGACCUCGAUGUCCAGAUGGAGGCUCUGGACGAUUUCGUUACCCGUGCCCGGUCCGAGAACGCCUCCCACCACGAACGCCACGGCGAGUCCAUGCAAGGCUUGUCAUCUACCGUCGAGCAAUCCUUUGACAACAUUUCGAGCCAUUUCAAGGUCACCUUUGACCGUGUUAAGGAUCUUGGCGAAGAGAUGGAUACCGAGACGAGCGAGAUGCAGCAAGGUCUCGAGCCGCUCACACAGCAGCUCUGCCAGCCGUUGACGAACCUCCGCGAGGAUAUCGAGGCCACCACCAUCAAGGAGUACAGACCCACGGGUGAGACUCCCAUGAAGGUCCAGUACCAGUACCCGACCGACCUCCCCCGGACCGAAGCGCACGAAUCUCUCCUGGCCGGCCUCAAGGACGAGUCUACCCCGACCAAGCCCAUCGGUGAGUCGAUGGUCUUCCCCGACAUGGACCAUGAUUUCCACCGCUCGCCACCGGCGCGCCAGUCGACCCGUAUGUCGACCCUCAGCAUGAUUUCGGAGAUGCCCCCUUUUACUAUGAGCCUGCGCGAAGUCAACCCUAACACGACUAGCAACCUUGCCUUCGACCCCUCGGCGAGCAUGAUGUCCAUCAACGAGAACACGGCUCCGCUCCUGUUCAACAAGCGCACCUCGACGAGGUUCCCGCAAAAGGGACGCAAGCAGAGCAGCCUGCUCCCCAGUGAGGGGCGGGAAAAUGUGCCCCUUAACUCAUUCUCGCAGAGCCUGGGACCCCGAAGGAAGAGCCCUCGCCUGAACUGA